This is a messenger RNA of Penicillium expansum, 852 nucleotides long. RefSeq names its product class I SAM-dependent methyltransferase. The transcript is spliced from 2 exons. The record is from RefSeq and is a predicted model, not a curated record. NCBI's taxonomy places the organism in Eukaryota, Fungi, Ascomycota, Eurotiomycetes, Eurotiales, Aspergillaceae. The coding region runs from base 1 to 852 and encodes 283 amino acids.
AUGGCUGCAAUCACCCCCAAAGACCCUUACCGAGGCCCGCGCCAUCAAGGCGAAUACGACCGUCUUCGCACCCAGCAUAGUCUCGUCAAGACUGCUAUGCACGGAAAACUUCUUUAUUCUCCCGUGAACUUUGAUCAGCCCGAUCUCCGAAUUCUCGACUCUGCCACCGCUGAAGGAACCUGGCUGAUCGACCUGGCCCAAUCCACAUCUUCGACAGCCACACUCAUUGGCACCGAUGUUGCACCUCAGCACUUUACACCUAAAGACCAAAGGCCCUCAAAUGUGCAUCUAACAACCCAUUCAAUCUUUGAUAUCUGGCCGGAAGACUUCCAAAACAGUUUUGAUGUAGUGCAUCAAAGGUUCGUAUUAACAGUUUGCUCCGAUCAGGCCGCCCAAGAUGCGGUCAAAAACCUCUUGGCGUGUGUGAAGCCUGGUGGUUGGAUAGAGCUCCAUGAGGGGAAUAUGCUCUCAAUUCAGGAGGGACCUAAACAUCCGGCAUUUAUGCGAUUCCGAGACAUAAUGGUGAAAGCAUGGGCGGCUAUCGGGAACCAGCCGAGCCCCGGAAACUUUUUACUAUCCUGGCUGAAGGAAGCCGGUGCCGUUCAUAUACAAGAAGAGAUUCAGACCAUCGAGGUUGGUGCUGCGGCGAAGGAUAGAGACCAGGGCGAGAGGGCUGUUGCGGUAUUGCUUCACCUUUUGGACGGAAUGAAGAUGAUGCUAGGUGAUAAGCCAGGCCAACCGACAAAGGCGGAAUUUGAUGAGCUUCGAAUGCAGUUAGAGGAGGAGCUUCGAAGUGUAGGAAAUACCUACUGUUAUCAUUUGGUUUGGGCCAGGAAGUCCCUCGGGCAUUGA